AUGCCCGCUUUGGGUCUUGGGACUUUUAUGGUAAAUUCUUUCGUUCCGAGCAUUACUUUCUAGUCACCAUCGGAAGAUGUAGAGAAGGCCGUGACGUGGGCAAUAGAAGCUGGAUAUCGGCACAUUGAUUGCGCUGCAUUUUACCAAAAUGAACCAGCUGUCGGCUCAGCCAUCAAAAAAGCGAUACAGGAUGGACUUAUCAAGCGCGAAGAUAUUUUCAUUACCUCAAAAGUAAGAGUGCGUUUUAUUCUUUUUCACAAAAUUUAAGUUAUGGUGCAGCGAACAUCGAGCCAAGGAUGUCCGUCCGGCAUGUGAAGGUUCAUUAAAUAGGUUAGGUUUGGCAUAUCUGGACCUUUACCUCGUGCACUGGCCUGUUUCGUUUAAGGUAACUGCAGAAGUAACGAACUUCUCCUUUACAGAUAAAACCGGAUGUUCCAUUUUCGAAGGAUGACCCUAAUUGUUUGGAGUAUGAAGAUGUCCCUUUGGAAGAAACAUGGAAGGUAAAUAAUGAAUCUAGACGCCAAGUGUUCCACCUUAAAGAGAAGCACGGUGUUUGACGCGUCCUCCGGUCCGUUUAUUGAUUUUAAGGUCACUAAGUAAUUAUUCAUACCUGUUAAAGGAAUUCCACGUUUUUAACCUUUUAUUAAUGAAGGCUGUGUCAGGCUAGAACCCCACCAUAAACUAAGUUCAGUGACUUAGGCGGGUACUUGUCGUCUACGCGACUGUGUUUUUCAAAACAAUCUGAAUGUCCCAUUUUCAAAGGAUGACCCAAAUUGUAUGGAGUAUGAGGAUGUCCCGUUGGAAGAAACAUAGAAGGUAGAUAGUGAGUUUUAGCACCAAGCGCUCCACCUUAAAGAGGAAGCCAAUGCUUGACGUGUCCUUCCGUCCACUUAUAAGUCGAUAUAUCAACUUUAUUGUCACUAAGUAAUUAUUCAUACCUGUUAAACGAGUCCCACGUUUCCAACCUUUUUCUAAUGGCGGUUGUGCUAGGCUAUGACUUUACUAUAAAUUAUGUUUGUCGACUAAGACGAACACCAGUCAUCCACGCCAUUGUAUUGUUUAAAGACUGUUUGGCUAUCUAUGUGAACUUUAUGGAACAGGUCAGGUUUUUUUUACUUCUGUAAUGCUUAUCGAUGAUCGUAAAGAGCAUUACGCAUUGGGAACAAAAUUAGUCCCUUUUAGACAUACAUUUCCCAUAGGACUACCCAUUUCUUAACAUUGACUGCUCACAGAAAUAUAGAGAACAGUUACUUUAGUGUGAUUUUUCAAUAGCUCAUAUUUAGGAACAGAUUAGAUAGAAAACUUAGUCUUGCUCUAUCUGUCUUCUUUACUUUUUCCAAUACUUUACUGUCGUAACCGUACUAAAAGAACCAAGGACUAUGCCUUCAGGAUUUCGUAAUUUUUGGAUUCGGGUUCCGCCAAAACUGUGACCAUACGGAUGCCUAACGGUAAAAAUACCGGGAAACAACUAUAGUUGUAGUCACAAUUCCUGUUUGUGAAAAGUCAAACGUCCGCGGAAAUUUUACUAAAGAAUUGGAUUUUACCUUAUAAGGCUUUAAUUAGUGCUCCUAUCUUAGAAUUCGCAGAUUCCUUCCACGACCUCCGCUUGCAAAUUAUGUUUUCCAACAACUUUUUAUUCGGCCUGCGUAUUUGAGUCUUAUGGGCUAGCAGCUUCUUUAUAAUAGUCGGUUUUUUCGACCAGCCUUUGACUGACGAAGAAAUAAAGCAAUCUUUAUUGAUACACCUUUUUGAACUAUAAAACAUCCGCAUAUCAAGGCGCAAAUACUUCCUCCUUGUGACUUUUGCACGAAUACUGCGGAAAUCUAAAUUAUUUCUAGGCAUUGGAUACAGCAGCCUUUCUCGAGUCCCUGAUGAGUAAUUGAAUUUAAAAAGUUAAGUUUAAUUGACAAAGCUGACCAUACUGUAGAUCUCAUUUUGGGUUUAUUUGCUGAUGCCUCUACGUUUACUCCCUAAAUUUUCUUCAAUCGGCCAUUACAUUGUUGUGAUUCUAAGAACGACUUUGAUAUCACAUCAGUUGUAGGUUUGUUAGUUCGUGGAUGCCAACGCUUCGUUCCAGUCACUUCUGUAAGUUAUUCUAAGUCUUCACAGACAACGCAUGGGGCGUUUGAGUAGCAGUUUACGAAUUAUUUGCCUGCAAUCAGGAUAGAUCGAUGCACGUCUGAUUACGGUCAGUCUGAGGCAAGCCAGUUCGUUCAUUAGUGGGAUGUCGCAUGUUCAACUGGCUAGUUCGAAUCUCAUGUGUGCGGCCUUGUUUAUCAGUUAAAGACAAGUCAGUAAAGAUUUUUCCCGUCCUGCAUCAUGGAUCGGUGUAGGCUACCAGCAUGUAACGAAAUUGGAAGAUUAUAUGUAGCCAGCGCUUUCAUUAUUAUCCUUGGGUCAAGGCUGUUCAGAGCCUUUGGAUCACUAGUUCUCUGCCUUUUCAGACAACGAAUUUGGUAUAGGACGAAAACCAGUAAGCUAUUGACCACUAAUGAUUGCUAAAAUGAUUCUAAAUUGUUCUAGGCCAUGGAGGAGCUUGUUGACGCAGGACUCGUCAAGUCUAUUGGUGUAUCAAAUUUCAACAAAAGUCAGAUCGAACGACUUCUUAAAGUGUGCCGCAUAAGGCCUGUUGUUAACCAGAUCGAAGUCUCCGUCAACUGGAUGAACAGUAAAAUGGUGGAGUACGCGAAAAGCAAAGAAAUCAAAGUGACCGCAUACGCGCCGUUUGGUUCGCCCGUUUUUAUUCGGUAUGUCACUUUCGAAAUACUGUUACCAAGUCUCCUUUUCUUUCCGGUGGACUGUCGGACUUUAUUUUUUUCAAAGUGUUUGAGUAAAGUGGAUGUACAGUCAGUAACCGAUCCCAUGAAAUGUUAAUCAAAAUUAUAAAAUGAGUUUUGAAAUUAGGUUCUUAAGUUAGUUUUUUAUUAUGCAACAUUAUCCCAAAAUAUUUCAGACGUGCCGGGACUUGCUUUUGCCUCCUACAAUGUCCUCACGUCGUAGAAACUGGACUGCAGUUAAAGUGAUUACUUAAUCAAUUUCCAUUUUUUAUAUUGGCUUUCGAUGUUCCUAUAGAUUUUGAUAUAUUUUAAAGAAACCAUAAAUAAAAAUAUGCUUCCUCAUAUUCAUUCGUUAUCAAAUAACGUAUUCUUCAAACUCAAUACACAGGAAAGAUAUUCGUAGGUUCCUUAGAAGAUUUUCCAUUUCCCACAUAAUUUUGAUCCCGAUCUCCCGUUGCAUUUCCGUCUGAGGUUUUCCGUCUACCAUGGGUAUACGUUCUGUGUACGGAAAGCCAAGUAUUCCCAUAUUCCAGUAGGGUGAUAUAAUAUGGGGCUCAUAGCACUUUGCAAUUCAUGCUGACUCUGUGGUAUACCUCAUGACGAGCAUUAGUAAACGGACAGAUAACAUGUUAUCAAAGUGGAAAUUUCACGGUUUCAAAGAAUCUCAUAAUUAUAAAGUUCUUAAACAUCGAAAGAUGCCUUUUAUUCGGAUAUUUGAUUUUAAAAAGGCGUGAUUUCCCGCAAAAAUGAAUACAAGCGGAUUAUUUCUGUUUAUGUUUUCUGUAAAAGAUAUUAUAAUAAAUAGUGGCAUUGAAAAUCAAAAUGAAAAAUCAUGCUACUCAAGUGUUCACCUUUAUACGUAUUACGGAUUUUGCUGAAUUGUCUGAAAUAUGAUUCCACUCAAGCAGUUUUUUCUAGUCGAAUGUACGUUUCAUAAUUUUAGUUGACAUCGCUUCAGAUGGGUAACUGACUGUAUGUUUUAAAUAGGCCCAUUGAAGAAGUAAUACUGAUUUUUUUCUAUUCUUUUCUAGUGGAAGUGUGCGUAGGAGGUUUUGGUUAUUUUAAACAAGGUUCAUAGGAAAAAACCAGCCAUCCUGGUUCCUUAAGAAAAGUGACGUUUAAUUUUCUGUGAGCUUUUAACGCACGGGGUUUCAGUGUGUCCAGAAACAACUUCAUGCCUUAGUUUUUGAUUUACUCUUUUAGACCCACACCUAUCCCAUCACCGCUGCAAGAGGACUACGUGGUAAAGAUUGCAGAGGCGCACUCUAAAACGCCAGCCCAAGUGCUCCUUCGCCAUGCUUUGCAGCGUGGACUUAUAGUCAUACCUGGGAGCAUAAAUGCUGGACGCAUCAGACAAAAUAUUGACGUAAGUCACGCCAACUCUUAGGAGAUUACCUAACUUAAACACACGUGAUUUAUAUAAUCCACUCUAAUAGUAGUCUUAGCGAAAGUCUAAAUACGCCAGUUAUUUAAAUCCCAUUGCAGGUUUUCGACUUCGAACUCACGGAAGAUGAGAUGCGAAUCCUGAACACGAGUGGGAAAAACAUUCGACUCUUCUCCUUACCUUGGUAAAUUUGCUUUCUCCAAUACCUACCAACCUUCCUAGCAUCGCAAAGCACCCGGAAUACCCGUUCCAUGACGAGUACUGA
Messenger RNA from Spirometra erinaceieuropaei, 4426 nucleotides. Lineage: Eukaryota; Metazoa; Platyhelminthes; Cestoda; Diphyllobothriidea; Diphyllobothriidae. The record is from the annotation of a GenBank genome assembly.